AUGGCGUCGAUUUCAGCCUUUGGCUACCUCCCUCCGUCUCCGCCUCAAUCCACAGCGCUCACCGGAGCUUCAUCCACCAACAGAUGCCGGACGGCUGUGGCUGCUCGAUUAGCCGACCAACCAGACGAAUUCUCUACUCUUCGCUCUUCUGGUGGGAAGUGUGGGUGUGUUGUUAAUUCUGGAGAGUUUGAUCGAAGAAAAGUGUUGGUGUCUUCGGUUGGUUUGUUGAUUGGAGCAUUGGCCUACGACGCUAAAGAUGGAGGAGGAGCGGUUGCAGCAGCUUCCCAAUUCGCUGACAUGCCAGCGAUUAGAGGGAAAGAUUACGGAAAAACGAAAAUGAAGUAUCCAGAUUAUACAGAAACACCAUCCGGUCUUCAGUAUAAGGAUUUGCGAGUAGGAACAGGGCCUAUACCCAAGAAGGGACAAAAAGUUGUGGUUGACUGGGACGGUUACACAAUAGGUUACUAUGGCCGCAUAUUCGAAGCGCGCAAUAAAACAAAAGGGGGUUCUUUUGAGGGGGAUGAAAAGGAAUUUUUUAAAUUCACCUUGGGAUCCAAUGAGGUGAUACCUGCUUUUGAGGAGGCUGUCUCUGGGAUGGCUCUUGGCGGUGUCAGAAGGUUGGUCGUACCGCCAGAACUAGGAUACCCGGAAAAUGACUACAACAAGAGUGCGCCAAGGCCGACAACUUUCUCUGGACAACGUGCAUUAGAUUUUGUGCUGAGGAACCAAGGGCUCAUAGACAAGACCCUUCUCUUUGAUGUUGAACUACUCAAAAUUGUACCCAAUUGA
Molecule: messenger RNA, 789 nt
Organism: Thlaspi arvense
Lineage: Eukaryota; Viridiplantae; Streptophyta; Magnoliopsida; Brassicales; Brassicaceae
Source: the annotation of a GenBank genome assembly